CAUUUCACCCGAGCGCGCUUCGAUAUCUCGAAGAACAAAAAUACCGGAAGUCGCGCUCGGAGCGCUCCGCGCGGCGCGUUCGGCCGGCCGCACCACACCCCCCUCCACCGCAGGUGGUAGAGUCGUCGGUUUGUUUAUUUCGGCUUAGCGUUGACUGUUUGAGGCAAACGAAGACACUUUUCCGACUAAUUCGAGGCCGGGGAACACGAUUCUGCCGUCAGAUUUCUUAUAGAAUGUGAAUUACACCUGGUGUCCGACUGGUUUAACUGCAACUGCUCUCCCUUUUCUCAACCUCAAAGUGCAUUACGUUCUCAUAGAAAUAGCUUUUGAAUGUAACCUUUCUCGCAUUGCGAAGUGGGCUAGGGGUUAUAACCCCGUUUUGUUUUGUUUUGUUGUUUUUCAUGAAACUUUCAUGACACUAUCAUCAAACAUUUAUACUAAAAUGAAAAAGAAGCGUGAUAGUUCAUAAUUCCUUCUAAAUAGACCAUUUGGAACCUUUGUCACACAGUAAAACUUCAAUGAAGUCAGUCUAUUACAAGAUAUGCUUAUGCUUUUGUUUGAUUUCCAGGAGAAGUUCUACAGUAUAAUAUGGGAACCCAGGAAUUUGUAUUCUCUCAGGUGGGGUCCAGUGCAGGACCUGGAUUUGUUAAUGUAGGCAAUAACUGCUAUGUUAACUCUGUGCUGCAGUGCCUCUUCUCUUUAGAAGAAAUUCAAAAACUCUGUGUUGAUUUAGCAAACCAUAACAUCAAGGGCUCAGGAAAUGUGGCAACAGCUGUCAGUCAUCUAUGGAAUUUGAGGAAGAGGGCAAAGGAUUUAGCUGUCGCUCCUGUUAAGUUCCUUGCAAUGUUACAGAAGGAAUGGCCUGAAUUUUUGCCAAAGGAGCAGAUGGACAGCUCUCAAUUUCUGUAUUUCCUGCUUAAUUCUUUGCAUAAUGAACUUCUGGUGAGUCUUGUUUCACCUAAAAUACUGUCAAGUAAUUUUACUGACAAAGUGACUUAUCCUGGUGUAACAUGUUGUAUUAGAUCAUACAGCAACUUCAAGGAGACCCCUCUUAAAGAGGACAGUUGGCUUUCCCUUAUAGUGCACUCUUGGAAGUAUAGAGUCAAGUCUCCAAUUUCAGAAAUUUUUGGAGUUCAGGUGGUCAGACUCACUUCAUGCAGUGGGGGCUGCUCUUAUGAAAAUGUGUCGUGUAGGGACAUUGACUUCAUUACCACAAUUUUUAUACCUGAGUGCGAGAGCAUUGCCUUGAGUGAUUGUCUUAGGAGUCACUGCAAGGAAAAUUUUUUGACGGAUUCUAAGUGUGACUUUUGUAAAAAAGUGGGCACACUUCGUACCACACUUUUGUUUGGCAGAGUGCCAAAAGUUUUUGUAAUUCAACUUGGAAGGUUUGUCCAACGUUCCCCCACUCAUUUUCAUAAGAACAAUGCAGCAGUGGAGUUUGAACAGAAUCUGAACCUAGCUGACUAUGUAGUAGAGGGGCUGCAGACACAAACCUCCUACUCCCUUGUUGGAGUCACCAACCACUCGGGCUCCCUUCAAUCUGGCCACUACACCAGUUUCAUUAGGAAGAAUGACAGAUGGUAUGAGUUUGAUGACUCAAGAGUGUCCAGUGUCACAAGUAGAAAACUGGACCCCAGAAAGGCAUACCUUCUUUGGUAUUCCCGCUUGCCACGAGUUGUUCCUGAUGGGAAAUCUAGUCUUCCCACCUGCUCACCUAUAAAUGUGUCUGCAGCUCCACGUCCUUCUCAUCUUGCCACUCCUCAUAAAUUACAGACAACCCAAUCUGAUUUAGAACCAGCUCCCUCCCCUAAAAAAGCAAAGGUAUAA
Molecule: messenger RNA, 1827 nt
Organism: Frankliniella occidentalis (western flower thrips)
Lineage: Eukaryota; Metazoa; Arthropoda; Insecta; Thysanoptera; Thripidae
Product: putative ubiquitin carboxyl-terminal hydrolase 50
Exons: 9
Coding region: 589-1827 (412 amino acids)
Biological process (GO): protein deubiquitination
Molecular function (GO): cysteine-type deubiquitinase activity
Source: RefSeq, a predicted model, not a curated record